CCGCUGUACUUGAAAUUCUAUACUAUCCUACCACAGCGAUUUCAUAUCGGUAAACUAAACCUAGGGUCGAAUAUAAUGCAAUUUACGUUCAAGUUGACUUCUAAGCAUAUCGAUUUGCCAGCGAUCCGGCCCAGCAGUGCCGGCUAAUCGAGGUUAUAUGUUGCAGUUUCGGUAGCGUUUCACUUCCAAACAGUUAGUCUCGCAAAGGCAGCUGAGCUGAUCGUUGAUUUUUUUUACGCUUCACGGAAGUCUUCAGAACGGGCGUCUCUUCAAGUGGUCUAAAAUAAACUCAUUCGGACAUUUUGGGUUUGAUACAGGCAUUUUGGAGGAUUGCAGAGCAUUCGCUUCAUCACCAUCAGACUCGAAGUAAGCCCCUUGAGAAUGGUUUUCUGAACAAUGUUUUCCAGCUGGGAUAGCCCUUUCGACAUACUACCGUAUAUUGUGACGGCAAUUGCUGCUUUUGUUUCGUUGUUUAAAUUUUACCUUCGUCUAACCUGUGGAAAAAUAACCACUAGUCGUAAUAUGGAAGGAAAAACAAUCAUCAUUACCGGCGCUAACUCCGGCAUUGGGAAGGAGACAGCCCGUGAUUUGGCGAAACGCGGAGCUCGGAUUAUAUUGGCUUGCCGUAAUAUGGACACGGCCAAGCAAGCACGUGACGAAAUCGUGGAGGAUAGCGGAAACGAAGCCGUUUUCGUGAAAAAGCUAGACCUGAGCUCGCAAGCAUCGGUACGGGAAUUUGCAGCCGAGGUGCUCAAGACCGAAUCUAAACUAGACGUGCUAAUUCAUAAUGCUGGAUUUGCGGAGACUUUUAAGAAAACCAAAAGCGUCGACGGCAUUGAGUUUACCAUGGCCACCAAUCACUAUGGACCUUUUUUGUUAACUCAUUUAUUGAUAGAUUUGCUGAAAAAAUCAUCGCCAAGCCGAAUCGUUGUCGUAGCAUCUGAACUGUACCGGCUGGCUUCGGUGGAUUUGAAUAAUCUCAAUCCGGUGAGCAGUCUGCCCGGGUAUCUGUACUAUGUAUCGAAAUCGGCGAACAUCAUGUUCACCCUGGAACUGGCUCGGCGCCUCGAAGGUACUAACGUAACAGCCAACUGUCUACACCCGGGGAUGAUCAAUUCCGGAAUUUGGCGCAACGUUCCUUUCCCACUGACCAUUCCGAUGGGUAUCGUGAAAACUUUUUUCAAAACCAACACUGAGGGUGCCCAGACGAGCUUGCAUUUGGCUUGCUCACCGGAAGUUGAGGGUGUCAGUGGCAAGUACUUCCGAGACUGUAAGGAGGCUGGACUAACGGCCGGAAUCAGCGAUAUGGAAAGGGCUGCCAAACUAUGGGAGGAAUCAGCGAAGAUUGUGCAGCUAACUCCGAAGGAUCCGAAGAUCUGAUAUUAUAUCUAUUCUGUAUCUCUUGUGUAAGUAUUUACAGUCCACACUAGUUUCUUUAAACAAAUAUCAAAUUAUUAAAUUAAAUAUCCACAGUCUAAACUGGUUUCUAUAACAAUAUUUGAAUCGCUAUGUGACACUAACACUCUUGUUCAAAAUUUAGCAAUCUAAAAUCGGAAAAAACACUGGCUGAGAAUCAACUAUAUACACGAUAUCGAACCGCGUUUACUCUGCCUAGCGUUUUAAUUUGUACCCAAACCUGAUUAUUAUGAGAAAUUUCAUGUGAAAAACUUACAUUGAAAAUGAUGCGUAAGUAUUGAAAAUAAUAAAACCAACAGUUGAGUUAUAUAACCAUAACCAUAACGCAGUUCUUAUAUAUACAAUAGAAAACUACUGAUGUUCAAUUAAAACAAAAAAAACUACUUGAAACUUGAAACUGAUAAAUAAAUGUCAACAAUAAAAAUAUCGGUUUUAUCGGCGGUCAGCCUCGGGUCACUAUGCAGCGUGCUUUCUUUUUUCUACGUAAUUUUCACUCGAAUAAAAAUGCAAUUUCAUAAUGAUAGUAUGCUCUCUAGAAAGUAAGUAGAAGCUGCCAGUUUCAACUUUUCAUCAAAUUAUGGCAACCCCCUAAUCAUCAUCCGGCCAGCGAUUCCUAGUUUACUUCGUCAACAAUGACAAACAGAUUGUACAGUCGAUGAUACCUCCGUAACCGUUAUCAGUGCGAGAGAUAAUGAUUGCUUUUUU
Messenger RNA from Wyeomyia smithii (pitcher-plant mosquito), 2121 nucleotides. RefSeq names its product retinol dehydrogenase 14. The record is from RefSeq and is a predicted model, not a curated record. The transcript is spliced from 5 exons. Lineage: Eukaryota; Metazoa; Arthropoda; Insecta; Diptera; Culicidae. Bases 397 to 1380 code for a protein of 327 amino acids.